UUGGUAUGUAAACUAUUUUGAGUGACAAGUGGAGGAAAUAUUUUUAUAAAGUGUGUUAUCAGUGAAAUUCAGAUAACGUGAUUUUCACAGUAAACAGUUACCAUUCAGAAAUUACUGCUGUGAAAAUUGCAAAAGGUAUAUAUAUAUUCCUCCUGUUGGAAUACCAGCUCAGUGAUUCUAGGAUUGCGUUGUUCCUGAGCUAGGAGCACACUUGCUCUCUGCCUUGUGUAGUUAGUGUUUAGUAAGUCAUUUCUGACUGAUUUGAUGAAAGAUGUCAUCCCAGAACCAGUCAAGUGUUCUUCAUAAAUUCAAGGACAUCCUCUUUUCUACUAUGUCUUCAGAAGAACUUCUAAGUUCCAUGGAUUCUUUCAAUGCAAGAGAAGAUGAUGUAUUUCUGGUUUCCUACCCAAAAUCAGGCACCCACUGGAUUGCAAAAGUCAUUGAGAAUAUUCCCAAUGCUGAAAUUACUCUAACAUCUCCAAUUGAAUUGGGAGACAUUUCUAAAUUUGAAGAGCUAAAGAUGUGUUGUAAGAGAAGAGUUAUUCCAACACAUUUGAGCUAUAACAUGCUGCCAGUGGAUAUUAAACAAAAACAAUGCAAGGUAAAUUACAUCGUCAGGAAUCCAAAAGACACAGCUGUUUCUCUGUUCCACUACUACAGAGAGAACCCUAAUCUCCCUGGCAUUGAAUCCUGGGCUGCAUUUUUAGAGCUAUUCCUAAGAGGAGAUGUUGUGUAUGGAUCUUGGUUUGAUCACAUUUUAACCUGGGAAGACCACAAAAAUGAUGAAAACAUUCUAUUUAUAUUCUAUGAAGAAAUGAAGAAAGAUCCUUCUAAAAGCAUAAAGAAAAUAACUACUUUCCUCGGUAUAAAUGUGAGUGAAAGAGAAAUCAAUCAGAUUGCUUGUAAAUCAUCAUUCAGGGAGAUGAAAAAUGAUGCAGCCAAAGAAAACUGUGACGCAAAUAAGACCAUCUGUGCCCUCACAUCGAACAGGAGCCUGGUAUUCAGGAAAGGAGCAGUGGGUGAUUGGAUAAACUACUUUACUUCAAAGCAGAAGAUAGUAUUUGAUGAACUAUUCGCAGAGAGAAUGAAGCACAGUGAACUAGCAAGACACUUUGAAGAUUAUUCUUAAUACAAAUGGAAAAUGAAACCAAUUUCCAUUUUAUGCGAUACAGUGCUUGUAGAAUACAUAAAUAUUUUUUACCAACGUGGAAAGCAGAUAUUUCUUUCAGAGAGAAAUGGACACUUUAUGAAUGCAUCAAGAGUGCCAUGUGCAAGAGACUAUCAUUAUCAUAUUUGAUGGUAGCAGGGAAUUAUUAAUAAAAGGAAGUAUACAGUUUUUGAAUAGCUGAAUUAUAUAUCUGCUUUCAGGAUAUGUAUAAGGCAAGGAGACGAUUUCUGUUCAGACAGCAUACUACUGUGGGUAUCCUAUAAACCGCACUAAUGUACAACAAAAGAAGAGGGGGAUUAUCUGAAGUAACGAGUGUCUGAGAAGAAUCAAUGUCCUGCAUUUUGGACCAUCGUGACAUCUAAACAAAUAUUUUUAUUUCAACAUUCCUUGGUGUCCAUGUAAAAAGAUUCUGUAGUGUCAUAGCAAUGUAAACAUAAUUUUACUAAGGCAAAAACUCCUAAUAGACAACUUUUAUCAGAUGAUCAGAAUCUGGCAUUUUGGUGAAAGGAAGGAUGA
This is a messenger RNA of Phyllostomus discolor (pale spear-nosed bat), 1684 nucleotides long. RefSeq names its product sulfotransferase 6B1-like. Gene Ontology annotation, molecular function: sulfotransferase activity. Bases 272 to 1129 code for a protein of 285 amino acids. Lineage: Eukaryota; Metazoa; Chordata; Mammalia; Chiroptera; Phyllostomidae. The record is from RefSeq and is a predicted model, not a curated record. The transcript is spliced from 6 exons. Gene Ontology annotation, biological process: sulfation. Gene Ontology annotation, cellular component: cytoplasm.